Carlito syrichta (Philippine tarsier) is the source of this 673-nucleotide messenger RNA. RefSeq names its product succinate dehydrogenase cytochrome b560 subunit, mitochondrial-like. Bases 209 to 616 code for a protein of 135 amino acids. Gene Ontology annotation, biological process: mitochondrial electron transport, succinate to ubiquinone; tricarboxylic acid cycle. The transcript has 2 exons. Lineage: Eukaryota; Metazoa; Chordata; Mammalia; Primates; Tarsiidae. Gene Ontology annotation, molecular function: electron transfer activity; succinate dehydrogenase activity. The record is from RefSeq and is a predicted model, not a curated record. Gene Ontology annotation, cellular component: membrane.
GCUUGAGGCCAAGAGUUCAAACAUGCUCUGUGAUGGCCUCUGUCUCCCUAGUGAGUGAUACUCUAACUUUCCAUUUCUGACAAAAAUAUAGAUUAUUAUAGGGAUGGCAGCAGAGGGAUUGUAAUUGGACCCAGGUCCAGGUGCUUACUGCUAGAAAGCCAAACUUAAGAGUCAAACUCGGUCACUUCCGUCCAGGCCGGAACCCAAGAUGGCUGCGCUCUUGCUGAGACAUGUUGGCCGUCAUUGCCUCCGAGCCCACUUUAGUCCUCAGCUCUGUAUCAGAAAUUGGUCUCUUCCCAUGGCGAUGUCAUUUUGCCACUGUGGCACCGGUAUUGCCAUGAGUGCAGGGGUUUCUCUUUUUGGCUUGUUGGCCCUGUUGCUCCCUGGGAACUUUGAAUCUUAUUUGGAACCCGUGAAGUCCCUGAGUCUGGAGCCAGCUCUGAUCCACACAGCAAAGUUUGCCCUCGUCUUCCCUCUCAUGUAUCAUACCUGGAAUGGAAUCCGACACUUGAUGUGGGAUCUAGGAAAAGGUCUGAAGAUUCCCCAGCUAUACCAGUCUGGAGUGGCUGUCUUGGUGCUUACUGUGUUAUCCUCCGUGGGUCUGGCAGCCAUGUGAAGAGCUGAAGUUCCGGCAUCUUCUUCCUACACACGAUUACAUUGACCCAUCUUCCUG